Molecule: messenger RNA, 408 nt
Organism: Paramecium pentaurelia
Lineage: Eukaryota; Ciliophora; Oligohymenophorea; Peniculida; Parameciidae
Source: the annotation of a GenBank genome assembly
AAUGGAAGAAAAGAAAGAAACUUAAGACCUUGCUCAAUUAAAAAAGGAAAUGCUUGGAACAGCUAUUAUCAAAGUAAUAAUCACUGUUAAAUAAAGGAUACAGAUAUGAGUCCCGAUAUGCUUUCAGAAGUUUAAGACUCGAUAGUUUCAGGAAUUGAAAAUAAUUCAUCUCCAGUAUUAUCGAUUGAAGUAUAAUAAAUUAUCAAUUUUAUUAAAGAAUGCAUGCAAAACAAUUAAAGAAGCACUUGAAAAGAAGUAUGGUCCAACUUGGCAAGUGAUUAUAGGUAAUUUAUUGUAAUAAUCAAUUCUAAGGUGAAGGAUAUGCUUAUGAUGUUACAGUAUAAAACAAUACUAGAUUAUUUAUGUUUUAUAAUGGUAAUUUAGCUUGUCUAGUAUUCAAAUCAUGAU